This is a messenger RNA of Rubroshorea leprosula, 2551 nucleotides long. NCBI's taxonomy places the organism in Eukaryota, Viridiplantae, Streptophyta, Magnoliopsida, Malvales, Dipterocarpaceae. The record is from the annotation of a GenBank genome assembly.
AUAAAAAGGGCUUCCAUUCCCUUGUCCUGGUCCAGGUGCAUCCUCCACGAAUCUACCGGUCCCCGUAGACCCUCUUCUCCAUUUUUUCUGCUUAUUAUUGGGUUAGGGUUUGAUUUUCCUGAUUUCAAUCCAUGGUCGAGUACUGUUACUAUACCUUCUUCAAGAUCGAUUCUUUCUGUUUUUGUUGUUGUUCCUGUUUGUGUGUAUAGAUUAGGUAUUCAUCGAUGGGUUUAUCGUCAACCUCAACGAACCCACAAUCCAAUCUCUCACUGGGGUUGCCUUCUCCUACAGUACCCUCCCGCCGAACCCAAAUCGCCGAUGACUCCAUUUCCCUCCAACUAGACUCUAGCCUCCGCGACCCAUCUCACCCAGUCCCGCCAUUUCCCCUUCAGCUUCUGGAGCCGCAUACGGAGAAUCACAACAGGAACCUGUCGGGAGAAACGGGGAAAGAGAGUGGAAGUGAUGAUGAUGAUGAUGAUGAAGGGAGGGAGGUUGAGGAAUUUCGUAUCUUAGGGCAUUCCAUGUGUCUGAAGAGGCGGAAGGACAAUGAUUCUUUGUCGUCGUCGUCGUCGUCUAAGCGGAUGGCGGUUGAACCUGGUCUUGAGGGGAGGAAGGCUGCAGUCCGAUCGUGGGGUAACCAGCCGCUGUGUGUGGCUGAUCCUGAUUUGUUUGGGAUAAUGGAGCAGGAGAAGAGGCGUCAGUUCAUGGGAAUUGAGUUGAUAGCCUCUGAGAAUUUUGUCUGCCGUGCGGUCAUGGAGGCCCUUGGAAGCCACUUGACCAAUAAGUAUUCAGAGGGGAUGCCGGGGGCGCGUUACUAUGGUGGCAAUCAAUUUAUAGAUGAGAUAGAAACCCUUUGCUGGAAACGGGCAUUGGAAGUUUUUGGGCUUGAUGCAGAGAGCUGGGGAGUGAAUGUGCAGCCGUAUUCCUGUACUUCUGCAAAUUUUGCAGUGUUCACAGGGUUGUUGUUGCCAGGUGAUAGGAUCAUGGGGCUGGAUACACCAUCUGGAGGUAAUACAAGUCACGGCUGUUACACCCCAAAUGGGAGGAAAGUGUCUUGUGCAUCAAUUUUCUUUGAGAGUUUUCCAUAUAAGGUGAAUCCACAAACUGGGUGUAUUGAUUAUGAUAAGCUGGAGGAGAGGGCGCUUGAUUUUAGGCCCAAGAUUUUGAUUUGUGGUGGAAGUUCAUACCCAAGGGAAUGGGAUUAUGCGAGGUUUAGGCAGAUUGCAGAUAAGUGUUGUGCUGUGCUUUUAUGUGAUAUGGCUCAGAUAAGUGGACUGAUUGCUGCUAAGGAAUGUGCCAACCCUUUUGACUACUGUGACAUUGUAACCUCAACCACUCAUAAAAGUCUCCGAGGUCCUAGGGGAGGUAUAAUUUUCUAUAGGAGGGGUACAAAGCCAAAGAAGAGAGGAAUGCUUUCUAAUCAAGGAGAUGACAAUGAUCAAUAUGAUUUUGAGGAAAAGAUAAAUUUUGCUGUUUUUCCUUCAUUACAGGGUGGACCACACAAUAACCACAUUGCUGCUCUUGCCAUAGCAUUAAAACAAGUGGCUACACCAGAGUACAAGGCAUACAUGCAUCAGGUGAAGAAAAAUGCUCAGGCGUUAGCAUCUGCAUUGUUAAGAAGAAAUUGUAGGCUAGUGACUGGAGGUACAGACAACCAUUUGUUACUCUGGGAUCUAAGGCCCCUCAGAUUAACAGGUAAAAUAUAUGAGAAAGUCUGUGAGAUGUGUCAUAUUACUUUGAAUAAAAUCACUAUUUAUGGUGAAAAUGGCACCAUUUGUCCUGGAGGAGUACGAAUUGGUACUCCUGCUAUGACAUCAAGAGGUUGCCUAGAGUCUGAUUUUGAGACAGUUGCUGAUUUUCUCCUCAGAGCAGUACAAAUCACAAACAUGGUGCGGGAGCAUGGGAAAUUGCAGUUGAAAGUUCUACAGAACAAUAAGGAUAUUUUGGAGCUCCGAACCCAAGUUGAAACCUUUGCAUCUCAGUUUGCAAUGCCGGGCUUUGAUAUUUGAAUGGUAUUCAAGAUCCCUUGUGUGAAGGAUUACCAUCCACCGAUCAAUGCCACACUUACUAACUGCUAAGCUUAGUGAAUCUGGUGAUGGUCAUUCUGAUUCCUGUUUAUCUCUGCUUCUGGAUGGGCUGCCGCAUUCUUACUCAUAGCAGUUGCAAACCUCUGAGGAUCACUACGCAUUUCAGCAGUGUCAUGACUCGUGAUUUCAAGGAGGUAGAAAUAAUGUUUUUCCAGUAAACCACAGCUUUUGUCAAAAUUGGGUGCGGCAUUCCUGUGAAAAUAAGGUAGCAUGGAUUGAUUGCAACAAUUUUGGCAUUUAAAAUGCGGUAUUUGCAAAUUGAUUUCAUUGUAAAAAGUGAACCCCUGAAUUCUUUUCAUUAUUGCUUAGUAGUUAGUACAGUGAACCAACAACUUCUAGAUCUAAGAUAGGUGGAUCCACUGUAUACUUAUCAGCACUUGUUGAAUACUGAUAUUUCAUGAAUAUUGCAUCUCUUUUCCUAAUCAGACGAGAUAUUAGAAAAUUGGGGCACUUAUUUUUCUCAG